Messenger RNA from Mollisia scopiformis, 2262 nucleotides. RefSeq names its product small oligopeptide transporter. Gene Ontology annotation, biological process: transmembrane transport. The transcript is spliced from 8 exons. The coding region runs from base 1 to 2262 and encodes 753 amino acids. The record is from RefSeq and is a predicted model, not a curated record. Gene Ontology annotation, molecular function: oligopeptide transmembrane transporter activity. Lineage: Eukaryota; Fungi; Ascomycota; Leotiomycetes; Helotiales; Mollisiaceae.
AUGGAGCAUGGCCACUUGAAGGAGUUGGAAGUCGAUGUCUCGAGAAUUCUUCGUGAAGAAGGAAUUGAAGAUAUAGACGGUGAUGAAUCUCCGUACCCAGAAGUUCGUGCUGUUGUCCCUGCUGUGGAUGAUCAAGCGAUCCCAGUAAACACCUUGCGAAUGUGGAUAUUGGGCUUUGCGUUCACCAUGAUUGGAUCUGGAAUCAACCAGUUCUUCAGUCUCCGGUAUCCGUCUGUCCAUAUUGUUGCUCUUGUGGCCGAAUUGCUCGCAUAUCCGUUUGGAGUCUUCCUUGCCAAAGUACUGCCCAUCUAUACGAUCAACUUGGGUCCACUGGGAAAAUGGUGCAUCAACCCAGAUCGACAUUUCAAUAUCAAAGAACACACCGUCAUUACGAUUAUGAGCAAUGUCAGUUUUGGUUUUGGAUCUGCAGACUCGACAAACACCAUCCAAGCUGCAAAAGCGUUCUACAAUUUCGAUUUGAAGCCUGGGUUUUCGGUCCUGAUCGUGCUAUGCUGUCAAUUGCUAGGUUUUGGAGUGGCAGGGCUUUCUUCACCAUGGCUGGUGGAGCCUGCUACGAUCAUUUGGCCAGGUGUCUUGUCAAACUGCGCUCUACUCUCGACUUUGCAUUCACGAGCAAAUGCCAUUGCGAAUGGUUGGAAGAUCAGCAGGCUGCGAUUCUUCAUGUACGUGAUGGUAGGGGCAGGUGUUUGGUACUUCUUCCCCGGCCUAAUGUUCACGGCUUUGUCGUAUUUCACUUGGGUUUGCUGGAUCGCUCCCAACAACUUGGUUGUCAAUCAUCUCUUUGGAAUGGUGACUGGCUUAGGUCUUUCUCCAAUCACUUUUGAUUGGUCUCAGGUUGCGUAUAAUACGAAUCCUCUUUUAUCACCCAGUUGGGCUGCCAUCAAUGUGUUUGUCGGGUUCGCGGUCUUCUUCUGGAUCGUCACUCCAGGAUUAUAUUAUGCUAACGUCUGGUUUCUGGCAUACCUCCCUAUCUGUACAGCUGAUCUGUAUGACAAUACUGCCCAAGUGUACAAUGUCAGUCGAGUCAUGAAUAGCGACGGAACGUUCAACAUCCCAGCAUAUGAAGCCUACUCUCCACCAUUUCUUCCAGCCACAUUCGCUUUCGUCUACGGAAUCUCCUUUGCUGCCCUCACUGCCGUUCCAGUCCACAUUUACGUCUGGCACGGAACCCAAAUAAGAGAGGCGUUUGCAGGCAGAACCAAAUUGGACAUCCACGCACGAUUGAUGAGGCUUUACAAGCGCACUCCCUGGUGGUGGUAUGGUAUAGUCACUGCGAUCAUGGUCGUUAUUUCAAUGGUUAUGGUUCAUGUCUACAGCACUGGGCUACCUGUCUGGGCGAUCAUCUUGGCUACCAUCAUCCCAGCGCUUUACAUGAUUCCUUGUGGCAUCAUACAGGGUAUCACGAAUGUGGAUGCUAAUCAACUCAACGUCCUGGCAGAGUUCAUUGGUGGAUACAUGUUCAAUGGAAAACCUCUUGCGAACAUGAUCUUCAAAGUCCUUUCGACGGAUGUGGUGGGUCAGGGACUAUACUUCGCUCAAGAUAUGAAGCUUGGACACUAUCUCAAAAUUCCACCUAGGACACUAUUCUUUGCCCAAGGAAGCGCAACGAUCUUAGGCGCCCUCACACAAACUGGUGUUACGUUAUGGAUGCUUGGGAAUGUCAAAGGCAUCUGCGAUGCAGACCAAUCAAACGGCUUCAGCUGCCCCAAUGGUCGAACAGCCUUCUCUUCAUCGGUCAUUUGGGGAGCUAUUGGACCAGCACGAGUCUACUCCAUCGGCAAGAUCUACUCCGGCCUUCUUCACUUCUUCUGGAUCGGCGCUCUCAUGCCAGUAGUCACGUGGUUGAUCUGGAAGUAUUGGAAGAGAGCCGAUGGAACAAGCAGAGAAUGGAUCAGUCUCGUCAAUUGGCCUCUCAUUUUCGUCGGAACCUACAAUGUUCCACCUGCUACUGGUAUCAACUACAGCAGUUGGGCAUUGGUGAACAUCAUUUUCAAUUACUGGAUCAAGAGGAAAUUCUUUGCUUGGUGGACCAAAUAUAAUUACGUCCUGGCUGCUGCUUUAGACACCGGGCUUGCUCUGUCCGCCAUUGUCAUUUUCUUCUGCAUCACGUACCCAGGAGCAGUUUUUCCUGAUUGGUGGGGAAAUAAUGUUUAUUUGAAUACGGCUGAUGGGCAAGGACUACCUUGGCUCCAGCUUCCCGAAAGUGGAAUGUUUGGACCACCAAAUGGGACAUGGCAUUGA